AUGCGGGAUCACACAUCCAGUGUUAAUGUGCAGGAGCUGCUGAGGCACUCUCACAUGGAGUUACAGUGGAUUCAGAGACAGCUUGCCAUGAUCACUGCCAGGAGCACACACCAUCACCACAUACCCUCCAAGGCAAAGUUUGAGGUGUCAUCCCAACCUGGCCAUUCUUUUCAAAAUGUGAGUCGUUUUCGCCUCCUGGAAGAGAGAAAUCGAGUUUUGAGACAAGAAGUGGCUGCUCUACGCCAAGAGAAGCAGCAAUACCGCAAACUGAGAGCAAAGCUCCAUGCUGCUUUGCAGGAGAAAAAUCGUCUCAACCUCGAGCUGAUUGGCCGUCACCUGAAGGCAUCCAAGUAUGACCAGGUGCAGUCCGACUUCGAUCAGCUGAAAGAGACAUUUGCUGUGGUAAGCCAAGAGAGAGACACGGCCCAACAGCAGCGCAGCCAACUUCAAGGCAAGGUCGAGAACCUGGAACAGGUUCUAAAGCAUAUGCACGAAACUGUCCAGGUGAAGCAUCAGCCACAGACGGAGCAUGAGCAGGCCUUGGCGGCCCUUCACACCAAGCAAAAGGAGAUCCAUCAAUUGCAAAAGGCCCGGCUUCAAGCUGACCAUGACCAUGAGCAAGCCGUCCAACUUUUAGAGGUCCAGAUUUGUGACCUGGAGCCGACAUGCAGGUCACAGAGUGAACACUUCCAUCCGCUUUCCAAAGAGCUGCUGAAUUUCAGUUUACAAUCCCGUCCUGUGGAGAUCCUCCUGAGUAAAGCCCCCACCAAAUCCUCCAAUUUCCUCCCGACAGAGGAGGAGCUCCCAAAAGUCGUUGUCGGAUUUGAAACCCAGCCAGAAGCAGGCGAUGAGAGAGCACCAAACACACCACCACUGAUCUCCCAGUUCUUGCAGUGCCCACAGCAGACUGGAGACAGGGAAAGACCAGAUUGGCCGUCUGUCAAGUCCCGCACCGUGAAAACGGACCGUACCUGCUGCACUCAGCAGCUGACCACAUCAACGCUACAGAUGGAGGAUGAACCAAGCCCAUCAACCAGGUCCAGGCCUCGCUACACAGGCCAGGUUCGCCUUUGCACUGCCCGAUACAGUUAUAAUCCCUAUGAUGGACCAAAUGAACAUCCUGAAGCCGAACUCCCACUUGUGGCCGGGAAGUAUUUGUACGUUUAUGGCAAUAUGGAUGACGACGGAUUCUAUGAAGGUGAGCUGCUGGAUGGCCAGCGAGGACUUGUGCCAUCAAACUUUGUAGAGUUUGUCCAAGACAAGGAGAAGCUGUCAAUUCAAGAUGGCGAUUGUAGAGAAGAUCUUGGCCCAGUGGAUCAUAAACCGCUUGCCUUGAUGUCUGUGGAUGGAGGAUCCGGCCAAGAUGGUCUCUUGAGCUCGGCGAAUGCCUUGGUUCCCUGUAGCAACGGGACUGUGGCGCCCCUGGACCCCGAGGACCUGGCUGAAGACGUUGUGCCUUAUCCCCGAAAGAUCACUCUGAUCAAGCAGCUGGCGCGAAGCGUCAUCGUGGCCUGGGAGCCUCCAGUUGUGCCUUUGGGCUGGGGGAACAUCUCUGGCUAUAACGUGUUGGUGGAUGGCGAGCUACGGGCCAGCAUACCUUUCGGCGGGCGUACCAAAUGCUUGCUGGAGAAACUGGACCUUGACGGAUGUGUUCACCGCGUUUCGGUCCAGAGCGUCACAGACAGGGGCUUGUCGGACGAGCUGCGCUGCACUCUUUUAGUUGGGGCCAACGUGGUGGUGGCACCUUGCGGCCUCCGAGUAGAUGACAUCCAGCGGGACACGGCUGAGCUCUCUUGGUUGCCUAGUAACAGUAACUAUGGUCACACGGUCUUACUGGAUGGUGUGGACCACGCAGUCUUAAAGCCGGGGAGGUAUAGACUACGCUUCUUCAACCUAAAGCCGCUGACGGUGUACAAAGUGACUGUGGCGGCACAGCCGCAUCAGGUGCCAUGGCAACUGCCUCUGGAGCAGAGGGAGAGGAAGGAAGCAGGAGUGGAAUUCUGCACUCAGGCUGCAGGUCCAACACCCUAUUGCAGAACAGGCCCUCCUCUGCCUCCACAAGAUGUACAGGUGCUCUGUGGGCAGGCACCUGGGGUACUACAGGUCCGAUGGAAGCCCCCUCUUCUGUCUCCUACAGGCACAUCCAAUGGAGCCAAUGUCCUUGGUUAUGCUGUCUGCACCAAAGGGCAGAAGAUAGCGGAAGUGAUGUUCCCAAUGGCAGACUACGUGACUGUGGAGCUGACAAGGAUACAGUGCCUGGAGGCCAGGGAGGUCAUUGUCAGGACGCUGUCUGCACAGGGAGAAUCCCAGGACUCCCACGUCGCUGUCAUUCCAAACAACCUGCUCGUGCCUCUACCUCCGCUUCCCCUGCCGGCGCCGAUACACCCUCACCCCCACCCCCACGCCCAGCCUCACCUUACAUCCCCUCACCAUCCUCAUGCCACCCCACAGAUUCCCGCCCCACCACAAGCCCACGGUCCACCGCUACCACCCCAUACCCAUCCUCCACACCCUCAACACCACACAAGAGUCCCUCACCCAGGAGUGCCCCAGCCAAACCAGAGUCGACUGCCGCAUCCUCAUACGCAGCCCCCGCACCCCCAUCAAGGUCCCAGGCCCCAGCACCGACUGCCUCUGCAACCCCACGCUCACCCCCACCCGAUACCUCAGAGACCAGUAAGUGCCAGAGACCUGGAUGCCAAAGAGCAAGCCGCCCACCAUAUGGCCGCCCCGCCUGGUUGGGACCUUGCCCGAUCCCCAUCCUCCCAGUCACCUGUACCCAUGCAGGGCCACACUCUUGAGCCCCCACCUCCUGGUAAUCCACGUUCCCCCUCACCUCAGAGGAUUCUCCCACAGCCGAGAGGGACUCUCAUCCCAGACAAUGUGGCCAAAGCUAUUGCCCGGGAAGCGGCGCAGAGGGUGGCGGCAGAAAGUGGCAAGGGGGACCGGAGACCUGUUGGCUAUGCCGAACAGGGUCAGUCCUUUCACCAGCAUCACUCGGAUGAGGAAGAGGAAGACGGGGAAGGGUUCACGCGUCGCCGACGAAGGGGGCCGUCAGUCGACGAGUUCCUCCGAGGCUCUGAGCUAGGAAGGCCGCCCCACUAUAGUCACAAUGAAGAUUAUCACAGCGAGAGCAGCCGUGGCUCUGACCUGUCUGACAUCAUGGAAGAGGAUGAGGAGGAGCUGUACUCAGAGAUGCAGCUGGACGAGGGACGUCGACGCAACUCGCACAACACACCCAAGUUAAACACUCCCUCUAGAGGCCGUCAUGACCGGGAGAGCGGGCGAAGGAUUCAUCACAGUGGUGUGCAGCCUCAGAGACGACCUCUGAUGGUCCCUGCCAUCGAUGGCUACAGAGAUCGUCACUCUCCCACUUACUUUGAUGAGUCGGAGCCAGAGGAAGCCUUUCGGGUAUUUGUGGCGCUCUUUGACUACGACCCUCUGUCCAUGUCCCCUAACCCAGACGCAGCUGACGAGGAGUUGCCUUUUAAGGAGGGCCAAAUUAUCAGGAUAUAUGGUGAUAAAGAUACAGAUGGAUUCUACAGAGGAGAAGUGAGGGGUCGAAUGGGUCUUAUCCCAUGUAACAUGGUGUCCGAAAUACGAGCGGAGGAUGACGAAACCAUGGAUCAGCUCAUUAAACAGGGAUUCUUGCCUCUCAGCACCCCAGUGGACAGAUUAGAGCAGAACAGAGGACCCUUGCGUCGAGGUGAGGCCUCCAGGAGGAUGGUGGCUCUUUAUGACUAUGACCCUCGAGAGAGCUCACCCAAUGUUGAUGUUGAGGCUGAGCUGACCUUCUGCACUGGUGACAUCAUCGCAGUAUUUGGUGACAUUGAUGAAGACGGUUUCUAUUAUGGUGAGAUCAACGGUCACCGUGGUCUGGUUCCCUCUAACUUUCUGGAAGAAGUGCCUGACGACGUGGAGGUGUAUCUGACUGAUACGCCCUCCCAGUUACCCCCCGAGGAGCCUGUCAACCGGCUCCCCGCCAACUCCGCCGCCACCGUCCCGGAGGGCAAACGGAUCACCACAGAAACCCUCGUCGACAACGAUGUCACACCUGUCCGCGCGCCGUCCCCAAUCGUCCGCCCCCUGCUACCGGGCACCAUGAGACCCCUCAGCCCAACAAGGGUUCCCCCUGGCCUCCCUCUGGAAUCAAGGGACCCUCAAGAUUUAGCAAACAAGAAGAAGAAAGGACUCCUCUCAAAGGGAAAGAAGUUACUAAAGCGACUAUCCCCUGCCAAAUAA
This is a messenger RNA of Nerophis lumbriciformis (worm pipefish), 4242 nucleotides long. The record is from RefSeq and is a predicted model, not a curated record. Lineage: Eukaryota; Metazoa; Chordata; Actinopteri; Syngnathiformes; Syngnathidae.